UGAAUGGAAUGGAACCAAGGGUGUUCUCUUCCGCUUCCGCUUCCUCAUUACUCGGAGCAAGUGCAGUGCGAGUGCAGUGCGGUGCAGGGUGGAGAAUACAGUACAGUACCAAUGACCGACCGCGCCAACCUGGUGAUGGCGACGCAGGGUUGAUGGGGUUCAUGGGUUCAUGGGUUCAUGGGUUGGGUUGCGACGGUGGAACACUCACUGACUGGCAGUGGCAGUGGCAGUGGCACUGGAACGAGAACGACCGAGAAUCGAUGUUCGUCCCGAUGCAAGGCAAGGCAAGGCACAGGCAAGUGAUGAGUGAAGAGAAGAGGGAAAAGGGAAAAGGGAGAAUUGCCACGACGCAAUCAAAACACAACACGCACCGCUUGACGCCUCAAUUGAUGCUGAUUGAUGCUAUGCUAUGACGGAGUCUAACGUCGUAUUGCAGCGGUGGCCCAUGAAAGGAGGAAUAUUCACUGGGAAUCCCAUAUAAUUUACUGUACAGAUGUUGGGUUCCAGGUGGACGGCGACGUUGCUGUUGGCUGAGACGGAGCGUUCGCUGACGGCGGCUG
Messenger RNA from Mollisia scopiformis, 560 nucleotides. RefSeq lists its product as uncharacterized. Lineage: Eukaryota; Fungi; Ascomycota; Leotiomycetes; Helotiales; Mollisiaceae. The coding region runs from base 9 to 413 and encodes 134 amino acids. The transcript has a single exon. The record is from RefSeq and is a predicted model, not a curated record.